Cryptotermes secundus is the source of this 2535-nucleotide messenger RNA. RefSeq names its product glycine cleavage system H protein, mitochondrial (gene ppl). Gene Ontology annotation, cellular component: cytoplasm; glycine cleavage complex; mitochondrion. Lineage: Eukaryota; Metazoa; Arthropoda; Insecta; Blattodea; Kalotermitidae. The record is from RefSeq and is a predicted model, not a curated record. The transcript has 5 exons. Bases 283 to 810 code for a protein of 175 amino acids. Gene Ontology annotation, biological process: protein lipoylation; glycine decarboxylation via glycine cleavage system.
UAAUUUAUGACGUAUGUGAACAUGGUGGAGUGCGUAGUACAUGUGGUAAAGGAAUGUUGAGAAUGUGAUUGGUGUAUUUCCUACUUACACUUACCUUCAUAUUUAAAUAUUGUAACAAGUUAUCAUGUGUAAUUAUUAGCCACAUGCUGUAAUUUUGGACAUACUGGAACCUUUAAGGUGUUUGGUCACGUGAGUUAGGACCAUACUCGAAAUAUAAGUGGAUUGGUAUUGGUAGUUUUCGUCUUCUGUUUCGAUCAAAGAGGAAAGGGAGGCAUUAUAAAAAUGAAUCUUUGUCUUCAAGUGGGUACAAAAACAAGACAGAUGACUUCUAGGUCGUUUCAUAUACUGGGUAUAUUGCAUAAAAAUUAUGUUAAAACACCCAGUAUAUCACUACAAAACUGCAAAACCAUCACUACGGCCCUUACUUGUUAUGCCGAACGCAUGUAUACCAACAAACAUGAAUGGAUUUUAAUUGAUGGGAAAACCGGAACAGUUGGCAUCUCUCACUAUGCACAGGAUGCCCUUGGUGAUGUCGUGUACGCACAACUACCUGAUGUAGGCACUGAGGUCCUGAAGAAAGAUGAAUGUGGAGCUCUAGAAAGUGUUAAAGCGGCCAGUGAACUGUAUUGUCCCCUGUCAGGCAGAGUUAUAGAGAAAAACGCUGCAGUGGAGGAAACACCUGCUCUCAUAAACCAGUCUUGUUAUGAAAAAGGUUGGUUGUUCAAGAUUGAACUCACAAAUCCAGAUGAAUUGAAGGAAUUAAUGACAGAAUCUGAAUAUGAAAAUUUCCUCAAAACUGAUGCCCAUUAAAUAGAACAGAUAUUUUAUUAAAACCAUAUUUGAGAUUUUUACCUUUUUGUAUAGAAGGUAUUUCUUUGAAAGUGUUUUGAGUUAAAAGACCAUUUAAUUUAUUCUCUAUCGUUGCAAUAUAAUAACAGAGAAUUUUGUGUAUAAUAGCAUCAUUGUUUCUUCAAGAUAUUAUUUUGUCACUGGGAAAUAAAUUCAUUAUAAUGUAUCUGUUUCAUGUUCUCUUUCAUGAAUUGAAACAUGGUUGUGUAAUAAUCUUUUACGCAAAUCAACAGAUGUGUUUUAAGAUUUUGAAACUGUUGCAACUGCUAACAGCUGUUCUUGAUACAGUUUAUUGCCUGUUGUUCAAGGAUGGAAAUGUCUUUACAGAAUUAGGCAGACACUCCGUUUCAGUAAAAAACCUCAGAGGAAUGGGUAUUUUAUAUAUUUGCAGCUAGAGGUAUAUUCUAAUUCAUUUGGAACAUUCAUUUCUUAUUUCUCACCUCCAUGAAUGUUCAUUGCAUUUAUUUGUAAGAGUUUUUGAGAGGUUCAGAAUAUCUUACAACAUGUUUUAUGUGCCAUAAUAGGAUACAUUUUUAUCAGAUUUAUGUAUAUAUGAUAUUUAACAGUAAAUAAAAUACAUGAUUUGGUGAGGGGGGGGGGGAACAAGAAGAUGUAUGGUGACAGUGUUGUCUGUUUACUCAGGCAGGGAACUCCGGCUUCUUGAUUUGCAGCCUGGUUCCUGCUAUGGUAAAAGUUGCAUAAGGACCUGAUCAGAAACAUAGAAUGUUGGCAUUAUUGCUGCAGAGUCACAUAGUAUUUCAUCUAAUAUGGUUUUCUUAACCCUUUGUAUUCAAAUUUGAUGUGUUUCAUUCUGGUCUGUCAUGAAAGGUUAAGCAGUCCCGUCUAGUUUCACUCACCAGUCACAUUAGAUGGAACUGUUUAACUUUUCAUAACUUUGUAUUUGAGUCCUUUUUGUGCCCCUCUUGGCCCAACCGAGCCAAGCUAAUUGGAAAACAUUGGUGUCUUCAAAAACGUUCCUAUUGCUCUGCUUGCCCACAUUUUUGCUGAUCAAGAUCAUGUAAUUUCUUCCCUGCAUUGGUGUGCAGAACAAGCAGUUGUGACAUUUGACUGGAUUGGUGGUUUUCAGGGAUUUCUUGUGUCAUGUAUAUUGGGAUAUAUCAGCCAUCAUACUUGUAUUUGCAUUAUGUUACGAUCUGAGAUUCGCACAGCAGUGACUAUGUAUAGCACAGACUUCAGGGUUGAAGAUGGAGGUGAUAAGUUCCUCUGAAAUGUGAAGCUUUCUUCAGACUACAUGGCAUUACAACCAGAAGAACCCCUUCAUAUUCACAUUGUGUUUAUACUACAUUCAUUGUUUUAAUUUGUUUAUACAAGUGAUGUUUGUAUGUAAAAUUUCUCACUUGCUAGUGACGUUACUUAGGUUUAGUUAUUGCUACUAGGAUCAGUACAUGGCAGUUAAAAUGAGGGAUUUUAAUUUAGAAGACCUUGUAGUACUUGUAGACACUAUUCUUUUGUGAAAGGAAAUGUAGUUUAUUUUGAAACACUGAGCAGAUGUACGUUACAAAAAUGAACUGUAUGAUCUGUGCUCUUCAUAAAUAAUAGAUCUUAAAUGUUGUAUUUGAAUGUUGUCUCAUUCUCUAAAUUUUAUAUUUUUGUGGGUUUUAUAGACAUAUUUUUUGUAUGUUGUUAACGAAUGUUUAUUAAAGUUGUUGAAUUAUUGAAGUGAAA